This is a messenger RNA of Henningerozyma blattae CBS 6284, 534 nucleotides long. It is a transcript of the gene TRS20, whose product is annotated as TRAPP subunit TRS20. The transcript has a single exon. Gene Ontology annotation, biological process: endoplasmic reticulum to Golgi vesicle-mediated transport. Bases 1 to 534 code for a protein of 177 amino acids. Gene Ontology annotation, cellular component: TRAPP complex; nucleus; cytoplasm. Lineage: Eukaryota; Fungi; Ascomycota; Saccharomycetes; Saccharomycetales; Saccharomycetaceae. The record is from RefSeq and is a predicted model, not a curated record.
AUGAACUACUUUGUCAUAGUAGGUCCAAAGGAUAAAUUCAUCUACGAAACUUACCUAGGAAAUUCUAAAGAUACUGUUGGUGGAAGUGGGUUUCCACCACAUAUUAGAGAUCUCCUUCCAUUUAUUCUUCAUUCUUCAUUAGACCUUGUGUAUGCCAAUAAAUGGGGCAAGGAUUCUGAAGGGUUGGACAAUAGUAGAUGCUACCUGGGGUUGCUAGAUUUUUUCUUUGGAUUACCAAUUACUGCAUAUGUCACAUAUAGUGGGAUAAUGUUUCUUAUGUUACAUUUCAAUAAUCAAAUAUUGAGAAAAUUGGAUACUGGCAUAAUUGAUCCAACUUCGAAUAGUAAAACUGCUAAACAGCUAGCUGCAAUUGCACCUCGUGUGAAAAAUGGAUACGUUGAAGUAUUUUAUAGAGAAGUUCAUGAGUUAUAUAUAAAGACAUUAAUGAACCCGUUUUAUCAUAUGGGCGAUCCAAUUACGAGUCCACUUUUCUCACGUAAAGUUCAUAGAUUGUCAAAACGAUACCUACAUUAG